Messenger RNA from Cyprinodon variegatus (sheepshead minnow), 2646 nucleotides. It is a transcript of the gene ubl3a, whose product is annotated as ubiquitin like 3. The record is from RefSeq and is a predicted model, not a curated record. Gene Ontology annotation, molecular function: protein binding. The transcript is spliced from 5 exons. NCBI's taxonomy places the organism in Eukaryota, Metazoa, Chordata, Actinopteri, Cyprinodontiformes, Cyprinodontidae. Bases 593 to 946 code for a protein of 117 amino acids.
CGUGUAUAAAGGUGCAGCGCCACCUCCAUAACACCAUCUAGAGUUAUCUGCGCACUUUAAAAACAAGAAAAGAAAACAUUUGAGCUUCAGACGCUGUUUUUCUGCCUCCAUCUGGACGUUUCAGAGUGAAAUAGAGGAGAGCAGCCCACAUUCAUAGGGAUAUUUGUAUUCUCCGCCUUUGCGCCGUCAGAGAGAGAGAGAGAGAGAGGAGAGAGGAUCCGGAUGUAGCAGCAGUGUUGGGUAUUUUACGCAUGGCGUAGGCACCUUUCCUUCAGCAGAAUAUUGUUGAUGACUGAAGGGUUGAAGGAGGCCCUCGGGUCGACAGGAGAACUUCACCUUGACAGUGGCGCACCGGAGGAUCCAUUAAAGAAGCGAUUGCGCAAUAAUAUUCAGGAAGGAGGUUUUAUAUCCUGGUUAACUGCCUCAGUGUUGCGACUGGACAGAGAGAGAAGGGGCAGAAGUCAGCAGGAAUAAUACAUUGUGUUUCUGUCUGCUGCCAUAAACCCCUUCAGAGGACGCGCUUCUUCUCCCAGACGGGAAAAGAGCGGAUAUUUGCUGUAUGAACGCCUGAGCGGCUGAGAAAACCUCCAGGAUGUCGGGCAGCACCUCAGCGGACACGAUAAAUCUGCGGCUCAUUCUGGUCAGUGGGAAGACGAAAGAGUUUGUCUUCUCUCCCAACGACUCGGCUGCAGACAUUGCCAAACAUGUUUUUGACAACUGGCCAAUGGACUGGGAAGAGGAGCAAGUCAGCAGUCCACACAUCCUGAGGCUGAUCUACCAGGGACGUUUUCUACACGGCAACGUAACACUAGGAGCUCUCAAGCUGCCUCUGGGGAGGACCACAGUGAUGCAUUUAGUUGCCAGAGAGACUUUGCCUGAGCCAAAUUCCCAAGGUCAAAGGAAUCGAGAGAAGACCGGAGAGAGUAACUGCUGCGUCAUUCUGUAAAUACACACCUGCGCCGUGACCCUCCGUUCUUCAAGUCCGUUCAUGCCAUCAAUGUCCUGGACCCGCUGGGCUUGUCCUCUGUCCUGGAGCCUGUCCGUCACCCGGAUGUACACCUAACCCACCCACAACCCACCCCCCUGCCACAACUCACCCCUUCAGACACAUAUACAUGUUAAAUAGGAUGACAGUAGGCUCAGGCUAAUCCGAGACAGAACUGGGGAGCAGGAAGUUGAUUAACAAUAGAGUUGAUUCCUAUGCUGUACUUGAUUUGUUGUUAUAACUGAAUAGUAGCGGAAGGAACUGGAUUUGCAUGUUAUUUUUUUUUCCUUUUAUCUUUCCUUCUUUCCUAAGCCUUCUGCCAAGCAUUGUCACUCCUCUCCUCGCCAUCUUUAGCUGGUCUGUGGGGUCACUUUCUAGAUGACUUUGACAUGUUUGCUCCUCGUUGCAACGUGGCGGCCAAGUUUAUGUUUGUGGCCUUGGUAUCUCAUACAGACCGGCUGAGAGUUUUAACCACUAAGCUCAUCGGAACCUAGGUGUGAUGCUGGGCGUAAAACCUUAGGUGUUUGUGUGAAAGCACCUCAGUGCGGCAGAUGAAGCAUUAAACGUGCCUGAAUAGAGGACUCAAACUAAACUCGCUCACUAAAACAGAUGAACACAACUGUGUCCUUUUUAACUGCCCUCCUCUACAUGUGCCCUUAAAGGUUGCAGGACAGAUAUCCGACCUGUACAGUUUUAGCCAAAUGAAGCCUAACAAGCAAACAACAAACCAGUGCUAGUGGUCCUUUGUCUUUGGAGACUGGGUUCUUACAGUCUGUGUAUUAAUGACCAACUGAGCUGGUGAUUUAUUAAGCAUUGUGUGAACUUUUCUCCCUCUCCUGCAACAUCCCCCUUUUCCUGAACUUUCCAUCAGUGUUGUGAAGGAUCUCUCUGAGACGUCACUUUAAGUUUGAAAAGGCUCCCUCCUUGUCUUACUUCUCCUUCAGGAUUAAUACGUCUAUUUUGCACAACAGAAGCAUGUGCUCUUUCAUCAGAUUAAUGCAAAUGUAUGAAAUAGUUUUAUUUUAUGUUUCCAAUGGAAGUAAUGUUCCAAACUAAGGUUACCACGUGUAGAAUAUAUUUAAUAUGAAUCUUUAUCUAGAACAUUGAGAUUUUAGAUCUUGGUGAUAUUCAUGAUAUUGGUGUUUAGUCUAUGAUUGUGUACGGUUAGCUACUAGCCAGUUCACAGUCACUUGGUGAUGACGUCUUUGUGUUUAACAGCAGCAAAGCCUCCCUAAUCAUUCAUUCAUGGACUGAUGGGUUUAUAUUCUCUUUUUCUGUCGAGGUUGUUUUUUUUUCAUUUGUUUAUAAUUUAAUGUAAUCCUUUUUUGUGGUUUUUUGCUUUAAAAAAAUUUGCUUUGUAACAGCACUAGGUCUUAAAGAAUAUUGUUUAUAUUGAUCAGGGUUCAAAUCUGUACAGAGAAAAAAAAGGUUUUGAAACCAAUUGUAAAUAGCACUAAUGCUCCUUCUCCCCACUCCUUCAAAUCUUCAAAAUGGAAUACAUCUGUAAACUAAAUAAAGGUUAUUGAAGUGCACUUUGUUCUGUCAUGGCUCAUUGCCCAUUGACUGCUGGUUAUAAACAGGUAACCUCUUUCUAGAAAACACUGGAGUUUGUUUUGAGUUAUCUUUCAGUAUUUAGAAAGUAUUUAAAACUGAAAUAAGAG